GAAAAGUACACAGAAGAUCUGAAAUACCAAGAUGGCUGACAGAAAUAAUUUAUCUGACUUAUCCCAGUGAAAUUUUUAAGGUUUAAUCAAACCCUGCGCGAUACAAUCCCAGAGAAAUGGGUUCUCUCGCGAGCAGGCAAAACGCUGGGGUGGAGGAAGUGGAUGUUUCCUCGAAUCAUGCUUACAAGUAUCCUCCACGAUCAGGAAAUUACUUUGGCUGCCACUUCAUCAUGGGUGGUGAGCGAUUUGACACACCUCAGCCAGAGGCUUAUCUUUUUGGCGAAAAUUCAGAUCUGAAUUUUUUAGGCAACAAACCUACGCCUUUCCCAUAUCCACCCCCUCAAGCAACUGAACCUACUAAGACAUUGAAGAGUAUGAUAAACAUAAGAAAAGAGUCUCUCCGGUUUGUCAGGGUAGGCUCAGCUGACAAUAUCAAUAAAGGAACGCCACAGGAUCCAAAAAACGAGGAGUCAAGCAGAUUUACCAUAGAGUUUACAUUUGACUGCGACUGCAAAUGUGCAAUCACUAUUCAUUAUUUGUGUCAGGAGGAACUCACUCCAUUGGGUGUUACGUACGCAUCAAGCAACCCUUCACUUUCUUCAGAGACUUUCCAUUACAAAAAAGGAUCUGGACAAACGUUCUGCCAGCCGUCUCAUUCAUUUAAUCCUUCUAUUCUUACGGAGGACCAGCUUAGCUAUAACAUGGAAAGAGAAAUUUGUCCAGUCGCCAUCCAUUGUGUUGCUGAAGAGCCCGCUGAUGAACCCAGACAGUCACACACGACCAUUGCUGUAAUUGACAGACAUCCUGAUGGGACUUUUGGUCUGCGUGCAUUUAAACAGAAAAUCUACGUAGAUGGACUUUGCUAUUUGCUGCAGGAAAUUUAUGGCAUUGAGAACAAAAACAACGAAAACAAGGGUUCAAUUGAUACUGAUACCGAAGACAAUGGAAGUGAAUGUGUGAUUUGUAUGUGUGACGGGCGCGACACUUUGAUCCUGCCCUGCCGUCACCUCUGCUUGUGUAACAACUGUGCGGACUCGCUGCGGUAUCAGGCCAACAACUGCCCCAUUUGCAGAGCACCUUUUAGGGCACUCCUCCAAAUAAGGGCUUUGCAGAAGACAAAUAGCUCAACUCUUCCAAUCGCGUCUGCAGUCACUGGCAACAAUGAGAGCACACUUGCCGCUGUUCCUGCUGGAUUUGAAGCUGUGUCUUUGAUUGAGGCCCUGAAUGGACCAUCUCAGCCAAGCAGACCGGUGCAUCCACCUCUACUUUCCAAGAGAGACAGAGCAGCUCCUACCGAAAUUGAAGUUGCUUCUGCUACUCAAGCGGCUGAAAUGCUGAACAAAUCAAAUUUAGAUCUCCAGCAUUCUAGAUCAGGAGAUUUCAAGGAAAAACUGAGCCCAUCUUCAGAUGGUCCAAUUUCAGAGUUUCGAACAGCUGGUUCGGCAUUGCGUGACAAAGAUUUGGCGUUAGAAUCAAAAGAGUGCAGGAAAGCCACAUCUCCCACAUCUAGUUCGGCUGCCAAGCGCCCAUCUCGAAAGGAAAAAUUGGUGAAAAGCAGGGACAAAGUGAGAGUCGUCAAUGAAAAGAACGAGAGUGGAGAUAUUUCGGACAAUGAAGCAGACAGCGAAGCAGAAAAGCUGUCUCCGCUGUUAGAUGCUAGCACAAGUACUGACCCAAUUGUUUGCGCCAGUCCCGUCCAGAGCCCAAGAGGCGAGAAGCCAAGCAGGAGUACUCUCAACGCAUGCCACCCAGCUGUUCACGGGGCUCAAGGGUGCGCUUCGGCUGAUGAAACUGAUUACUACAACACUGAGGACAAAAUUCCCAGCGCUGCAGAAAAGGCUGAAGCUCGGGCUGUGGCACCUGCAAUAUCUGCUGGUAACACGCCGAUCCGAACUCCAGGAACUCCUCUGAGCGCAGCGACAAGUCACAGAUCCAGCGGUGACAGUUUUAGCUCCAGUAGCUCUACUCGGCAGUUGCUGCCACCAGUCUUGAUUGCUGGAGCGACUUCUGCAAAUGCAAACACAACAGGACAGCCCCCUGAAUCGUCCAAGUCUUUGGAUGAUAUUGCUAUGGUGUGAUUUCGAUGAUUCCUCUCUAUUGACCCAAAUGGACUCUGAUCCCGUUUGGAAUGGUUACUUCCGUGAUUUAAUUAAGCUUCAUUAUUCGAUAUAAUUAGGAUUUAGUAUGAUCUGAGAUUGAAAGCAUUUGAUAUUAUUGAAAAGUUAAAAAUCAAUGGCUAGAGUUAAGAAUGUUAAUUUAUCAACUCUUUUGUCCAAUGUAUAAAGAUUUAUUUUUUGUACCUUACUAAAACUACAAGUUAAGCGUAAUUCAGUUGUACUACAAAAGCCACUUGAAGAGAAACUUGAAUUGCCUCUCUGUGCUCCGGUAAAGAUUUAAAAAAGCUAUCAGACGUUUCCAAGAUAAUAUAAUAUGCUAACUCAUGCUGGCUUGCAGCGUUUUAUAGAACCAGAAAAUUAAUGGUACCAGCAACAGAGAUAAGCCGAGAAUCAUGUCAAGAUAGCGUAAUUAUUCUUUUUCUAUUCAUUGUCAGCACAAUUGAAUUGCACCCUUGGAAAACUAUAAUUUAUAUGCGUCUUGAUUGAUAUUAUGUUACGAUUAUGCGGCAGAAAUUAGAUACUUCCAAAUAAUAAUGCUGAUUUUAAUCACUACA
Molecule: messenger RNA, 2671 nt
Organism: Cloeon dipterum
Lineage: Eukaryota; Metazoa; Arthropoda; Insecta; Ephemeroptera; Baetidae
Gene: Mrgn1
Product: Mahogunin ring finger 1
Exons: 11
Coding region: 117-2078 (653 amino acids)
Biological process (GO): protein ubiquitination
Cellular component (GO): cytoplasm
Molecular function (GO): ubiquitin protein ligase activity
Source: RefSeq, a predicted model, not a curated record